UCCCGUAAAACCCGCAUCAUCGUACAGAUCUUGAACCUCUCUAUCCAUCCUCGAAACAUUGACUCCCAUACUCCAUCAACAAUGGCUCCUCCUCGCCAGGUUUUCAUCGCAGUCAUCGGUGCCGGAGGUGUCGGGAAAUGCUUCCUCACGCAGCUCCAACAGCUCGCCUCCAAGCUCUCCCAAUCCCCCUCGUCCCCAACCUACCUCUCGCUCAUCUACCUCAGCACGUCCAAAAAGGCCCUCUACCACCCCGACUACAAAUCCCUCUCCAACUGGGAAUCCGAGCUCCACGCCUCGGACAAACCCACGCUCCCGCCCACCAACCUCGCAGACUACCUCGUCAAAGCCCCCGGCAAAGUCGUCCUCGUAGACAACACCUCGAACCAAGAAAUCGCUGAAUCCUACCCUACCUUCCUCAGCAAAGGCAUCAGCGUAAUCACCCCGAACAAAAAAGCCUUUUCAUCCAGCUACGCCCUCUGGCGCUCCAUCUUCACCGCCGCCAGCAACGGCUCUGGAGCAGGAGGGUGGGUAUUCCACGAGAGCUCCGUGGGCGCGGGGCUCCCCGUGCUCUCGACGCUCAAAGAGCUCCUGGAAACGGGCGACACGGUCCGCAAAAUCGAAGGCGUCUUCAGCGGAACAAUGAGUUUCCUCUUCAACAGCUUCGCCCCAACAUCCGGCGGCGGCGCCGCCUUCUCAGCCGCCGUUAAAACCGCAAAGGAAAAAGGCUUCACCGAACCAGAUCCCCGCGACGACCUCAACGGCCUCGACGUCGCGCGCAAACUCACCAUCCUCGCGCGCCUCGCGGGCCUCGAAAUCGACUCCCCCGCCGCGUUCCCCGUGCAAUCGCUGAUCCCGGCCGAACUCGAGGCGUGCGCCGACGGAGACGACUUUUUGGCCCGGCUCCCGGAGUUCGACGACCGCAUGGAGAAACUCAAGCGCGAUGCCGAGAAGGAGGGGAAAGUGGUGCGGUUCGUGGGGAGCGUGGAUGUGGGGAAGGGCGAGGUCAAGGUUGGGCUGGAGAAGUUCGACACGGGGCAUCCGAUUGCUGCGCUCAAGGGCAGCGAUAAUAUUAUUGCGUUUUACACGCAGCGGUAUGGGGAUAACCCGUUGAUUAUCCAGGGCGCUGGCGCGGGCGGUGAGGUCACGGCUAUGGGUGUCACGGGCGAUUUGGUCAAGGUGUUGAGGUUGUUGCAGUAG
Messenger RNA from Periconia digitata, 1197 nucleotides. The record is from the annotation of a GenBank genome assembly. NCBI's taxonomy places the organism in Eukaryota, Fungi, Ascomycota, Dothideomycetes, Pleosporales, Periconiaceae.